This is a messenger RNA of Capra hircus (goat), 6398 nucleotides long. Its product is annotated as guanine nucleotide-binding protein G(s) subunit alpha isoforms XLas. Lineage: Eukaryota; Metazoa; Chordata; Mammalia; Artiodactyla; Bovidae. The transcript is spliced from 2 exons. Bases 4332 to 6398 code for a protein of 688 amino acids. The record is from RefSeq and is a predicted model, not a curated record.
AUAAACAAGAGUGGACAAAAGGGGGACACUGGAAUUAAAGGCCACAAUCUUUUCUUCCUGAUCCUAAUUUACCUUCAAAUUAAGGCAGUUGCUACUUAAGUCUAAGGAUCCUUUCUCAGCCCACAGCAGUGGUUUCAACUGGGGGCAGUUUUGCCUCCCAGAGGACACUUGGCAAAUUUUAGAGACAUUUUUAGUUGCUACAACGAAGGGGAUGCUACUGGCAUCUAGUGGGUAGAGGCCAGGGAUGCUUCUAGACAUCCUCCAGUGCCCAGGACAGUCCCCACAGCACAGAACUCCCUGGCCCCAGAAGGCAACCAGUGUAGAGGCAGAGAAACCACCACCUAAAUGAGCUAUGCUGACCAGUUCUUAAAUUCUUCCCUCUGGUGUGCUUCCACCUGGCCCUUCCUAGGCCCACCACUCUUUCCUGUAAUGUCCCCCCUUUUUCUCUCCAGUGCUCCAAGUGUUUGAGAGUCUAUCACCAAAUUUAUUUCUCCCCUUGAAGAUUUUAUCUGAUCGAAUGAUUUCAUAUCCUAAUAAGGAUAACUGUCACUUUGAAUUUGGGGUCUUGUCUUGACUUUGGUCCCAUCCUCCUAAAUGAUAGGCUGAAAGAAAUCUCCACCCAGACUGUACCUCCUUCUCCCCUCUGUCAGGUCCAAAACCAGACUGGAUAGGCACCAUGCCAGCUUUUCUCCAGGUCCUCCCUGACUUCUCCAUCCCAGGGGCCAGAACUUGGGCUCCCCUGACCCUUGCAUGUUGCACCCGGGGGCUGCUGGAGGGUCCUCUGGGAUCCCUCUGACUCCCUCCCUCCAGCCUUCUUGCUUCCUUCACUGUGCCUGUUUCUCUGUCCCUUAAAGGUCACGACCAGCCAGGGUCUCCUUUGUUCUCUUCAGCAGGACCAUCCUCCACACUGCUUCAAUCCUGCCCUAAAACUAGGCUCAAAUCCUCACUUGCAGGAUUAAAAAAAAAAGUUCAAUAUCUGUUCCAUUUCCUACCAAAGAAGCCUCCAAACUGUUUGCCCUGCUAUUCCAUGUCAUCCUCAGAGAAACACUAUCCAGUACUCCCUGCCUCUCUCUCCCACUGCUCCCCCAGGCCCGGCCGGGUGACCUGUUCUCUUUAUCCAGCCGUGUGCCAUGUUUCUUACUAUUGGAUCUUUGUUCGUGGUAGGCCGACGUCUCCCAUCCCCCCACUUUUGCUCACAGCCUAGCCAUCCAUCCCUCCGUGGAGGCCCAUCUGCAACUCCAUUUUCUCCAACAAGGUCCCCCCCAGCCCACCGCCCCAGUUGAGGGGUCUUUCUUUUCAUUUUUAUGUUGCUUAGCCUCUAGGAGGGAGGAUACUGUCGGCCCGAUCUUCAUCCCGUCAGUGCGUGUGCUCUCCUGGCAAAUAAUCCAGGUGCUACAGGCUCCUGGGGAUGCAGAACAGACUCUCUGCAUCCAUUCCUUGUUGAAUAGUGCUGUGGGAAAGAGCCUCGGUGACAUGGGCUGUGCGCGAGGCCUGGUGAGUGUAAACCAUCCCUUUAGGGCCCCCAUCGCGGCCUCCUUGAGGCUCCAAACCGCGACACCUACUGACCUUCCACUUCGGCAGGGCUCAGCAUCCCCGUGACCUCAACUCCUUAUCCAUCUGGGGCUGUUCCUCUGCAUCGGGGCAGUGAGCCCCCUCUCUCCUCAGAGUCUUGGCCCUCUACCUGCAGGCCCUUCGCCUCCUCCUCGCCUCGCCCCGGCAGCGGAUCCCCCUUAGGGGUUUGCCCACCGCCAUCGGCAAAAACGAGGGCUGCUCCCUGAGAGACCCCACCUCCUCUUUCAGCCUCGGUGACCUGGGGCGCCAGGAAGUGACCCCACAACGCCAGCCGGCCUCGUGGCGGCCCAGGCCUGGCCGCCAUACGCCCGCCCACCAACCGCUCCUAACCACCCCAGCGGCACAACCUCUUAGGGCGUUCCAACGCGGCGCCCCCUAUUGGACCUCCCACUCACAUCCGGUUUCCGGUCUGACGCCCCCCGCUCAUUCGCUAGGCAGCCUUGAUUGGCGUGACCCCAGCCCAAUGGCUGACCCAGCGCUGGGGUCGGAGGGGAGUGAAUUGACUGUUGCCGCCGAGUUGGCACAUUCCGUGGAUGCCCAAAAGGUUGAGCCGUUACGCGUGGGGGUAGUUGUUCAAAGUUUGAACCAAAGUUCAGUGUUGGUACUUAGAAGUGUAUUGACCCGAAGAGCUGAGAUGAUACGCCCUUGGGGGGGCGGGGCUCCAAACAUUACCCGGGGUCCGACUUUGUCAGUUUUUAUCGGCACAGCUCAUCCGCAUGGGUGGUACGGGGGCAAUGAUGCGCGGUGGCUCUGACCCCCUCGUUCAAAGAGGGAUGUGUUAGGUUUAUCGAGGUGGGAGUGUGUGUGCGUACGUGGUUAGCCUGACCGUGGCUCGUAGAUACAGCGAUCCAGGCGAUGCGAUCUAAGCGAUGCGCCCCGCUUGCCGCAGCCCACCUUGCACGUACCAUCCCUCCCCACGCCCUAAGGCCAAGUGAUCACCUCCUUCUUGCCCAGCUACCUUCCACCUAAAAGUGGCUCAUGGGUCCAUGUCACCCACUGGCAAGACAGAUAUGAUGCUUGAGUCCCGGGUCUUACGUGAACUACACGCAGCAAAUUUUUCCUGGGGCUCAAAUCCCUCCGCAAACCCCCAAACCUUGAUCUGUGUCCAUGCGCACGCCAAGCCCACCCAGGUGGUGUUGGCAUUUAUCCCUGCCGGCUCUGAGCCCACCCCGCACUACAGCGACUGCGAUGGGAGCUCAAGCCGGGCGAUUGCCGGGUUUGUGGCCGGACUUAGUGCCGCCUCAGCGGGCUCAGGCAUUAGAAAAGUAAAGCAGCUGUUUUGGGGGACCCAUAGCGAGACGACAAGAACUUGAAGGGGGCUGGAGAGGGGCUAGAGAAGCUGACUGAUCAACCCCGCAGCCGGUGCCGGAAGCGGGCAACAAGCGCACCGCGGUCGCAGCUGCCCGCACGGCACGGUGUGUAUCUUUGGGUUCGGUGCGCACAGGGUUUUUCAGUUUCCGAGACCACCUUAAACCGGCCAUAAAUCUCAACUGAAAUUCCAUUUAGCCCUCUCCCAGAACAGCAAGACCCCUGGAACUCUAGGGCCUUCAGUCUGUGGGGUCCCUGUGUGCGUCCCACAACCCCCAGUUCCGUGCCGCGGCAGCUACCGCUUGUAGGGUCUUGGUAGUAGAUACCCAAGACCCUCUUACUCCCUUGUAUUUAUCGUCGUCCCCAUGAACGGAGAAGAACCCUGCCUGCGUCACCGUAGGCCACUGCAGAGACCCCAGAAUGUGGUGGGGAUGGGGGACAUUGAUGUGCUUUAUAGGAGCCUGCCUCGGCAAUCGGCAAACAAAAGCCGUAGAAGCGAUGUAAAGUACCCCAAACACAUUUUAAAAACAAAUUGCGUGCUCACACUCGUCAGCCCCUUUCCCCUCGCCACCAGUCUGCUCCGCCGGUGGGCUCACGACCACCUGUCGCAUCCCCGCGCGCUCCUGCACCCCCUUCGCACGUGCCCGAAGCCUUGCGCUCCAGACUCGGGACUUAGGAUCUGAGGCUGCUCAGGGCUGGGGGCUGCGGCUCAGGGGUUCAGGGGUAGUUUGGGGUUACGAAACACUCCUGCAGUCCCCCCUCCCCCGAGGAGAGUCUGUUGGGUCUGGGAGGGAGGGGUUCAGCUCCUGCGCUCCCGCAGCCCGGGGCCCACGUCUUGCGUCACGUGUCCUGCAACGCAGGAGAGCGCUCUCUCUGACCAGGGGAGAAGCGAGGAGAAACACAACAAAUCAGUCAGGGAGAGGACUGGAAGGAGCCAAAACGUCCCUGCGAGGCCUGCGCGCAUCAGCCCCCUUACCCAAAGUCUGGGGCUCCCGGAGCCUGGCGCCGGCUCCCAGAGCCAUCUCGACACUGGACCUGCGUCCUCUGGUGGCAGAAAAAGAGCACUACGAGCGAUUUUCGGACCGAAUCGGCGCGCUCCUCUGAUCCAAGCAGGCGGGGCUGGCCUGGGACUGAGCAAAAGAGAGAGGAGGGGACGAGUAAGGCCAAAGGUGGUAGGGGGUGUCCAGGGGGCAGCCUGAGGGGAUAAAACGUGACCAGAAAGGAGCCGAGACUCAACCAGCAAAAAUAGACUUGUUUUUGCCAUGGUCUGGGGUUCGAGGCCUUGAACCCCUGAACCCCUAGACCUCACUAGGGUUGGAUAGUGAGGUCGGAGAACUUUCCAGCUGGUACUUUGAUUUAAAUUUUUUGAAAAUAUUUUUUUUCACCCUAGUUCGGUUGGGUGCUCCGUCUCACGGGGCCCCAAGUUUAUUUUAAGAAGCCGCCACCGUGUUAUGGGCGUGCGCAACUGCCUCGACGGCAAUAAUAUGUCAGGACAACGCAAUAACCCCCUCGAACUCGGGGAACAGCCCGAGCAACCACCUUUGGAGGCCCCAGGGGCAGCUGCCCCCGGUGCUGGGCCUGGCCCAGCCGAAGAGAUGGAGACCCCACCGCCUCACAGCGAGCCCAUCCCCAUCGAGACUGAAGGCGAAGCCUGUGGACCCCCAGAGGUCUCCAGACCCAACUACCAGGACCUCAGCCAGGCCAUCAAGGAAGCUGGAGCCCAGGGAGGGUACAGCCCCCCUCCCGAGGAAGCCAUGCCCUUCGAGGUCGAGCAGGCCAGCUUGGGAAGCUUCUGGCCUACCCUGCAGCAUCCUGGAGACACCACUGGGACCGGUGCAGGCCUUGAGGCCUUCAGCCCACCGGUCAUGGAGCCCGGAGCCUCCCAUGAGGCCGUUCCAAGCCUGGGAAGCUACAGCCCUCCACCAGAAGAAGCUAUGCCUUUUGAGUUUGAGCAGCCUGACCAGGGAGACAACCAACCUCCCUUGCAGGUCUCAGACCUUGCUCCAGGAGGCCCAGGUUCGGUGGUCUUCAGGGCUCCUCCCAAGGAGCCCCGAGCCAUCAGACCUGCAAACGCAGGCAUCAGAGGAGGAUGCAGCCCUCCCCGCGAGGAGGAUCUGCCAUUCGAGUUUGAUGGAGCAGCCUUGGGGGACGACAGCCCACCCCCCGGGCUCCCCCGAGCUAUCCCACAGAUCGACGGCGGUGGGGGCAGCCAGAUCACGACAGUCGCGGUCUCGAGUGCGAUCCUCCUCACUCCCGCCGCGAACGAGCCCCCCCUCUGGGUCCCCGGCAUCAUCGGCAGCCCAUCUCGAGAGGCUGUCAGACCUUCUCCACACUUCGUGGGAGACAGCCCCCCGAUGGAGGUCUCCAGACCCCCGCGCGAGAUUGGCAGCGCCCCCGUUGGGGUCGAUGACGCUCCCGGCGACAUGGACAGCCCCCCAGUCGCGCUUGACGAUCUGCGCAUCGAGGUCUCCGGAGCUCCCGUUGAGAGAGAGCAAGCAGAGGGAGAGAGACCCCCAGCCGAGGGAGAAGCAGCCGAGAUGGAGGGAGGCUCAGCCACCACAGCCGCAGAGGGAGGCAAGGUCCCUGAUCCCGGGGACCGAGCCCCUGCCGCCGCCGCCGAGGCAGCACUGGCCGCUCCAGCCGCCGAGGCAGCCCCGGCUGCUCCAGACCCCCCCGCCGCCGGAGCAGCCCCUGCCGCUCCUGCCGCCCCAGCCUCUCCUGCCGCCCCGGCCGCUCCUGCCGCCCCAGCCGCUUCUGUCGCUGGGGCAGCCCCGGCCGCUCUUGUCGCCAGGGGAGCCCCUGUUGGCCGGGCGGCUCCUGUCCCCCGGGCGGCUCCUGUCCCCCGGGCAGCCACUGUCCCCCGGGCAGCCACUGUCCCCCGGGCAGCCUCCGUCCCCAGGGCCACUCCUAUCACCUGGGCAAACCCCACCUCGGGAGCCCGACCCGAGAUCAGUUUCCUUAGACCCCCCAGCCCGGAGAUCCAGGCUGCCGAUCCGCCUGUUCCGCAGCCUCCGCGCGCAUUUGCCUGGCGGGGCAGGUCAGAGCCCAGCUGCUGCUACCUCUACGACGACCAGAUAUCGGUCAGCAGCGACAGCGGAGACGAAUCCGACGAUGGGACCUUCGGAUGCCGCCGCUGGUUUUCGUCCAAGCGAAACCGCCGCCGCCGAAAGCCCCGGAGCAACUUGCUCCACAACUUCCUCGUCCGGGCCUUCCGAGGCUGCGUCUUCGGAUCCGAGAGCCCCCAGUUCAGAGGCUCCUUCAGCCCCAAGGUCAAGAAGGUUGCCUUGGCAGAGAAGCGCAGACAGGACCGCAAGGAAAACGCGGGGAAGUUUGGCCAGAAGCGGUCCGAGAAGAGACAUAGCCAGCUCACCAACAAGCAACUCCAGAACAAGAAGAUGGACAACUCGCAUACGCACCGCAUGCUGUUUCUAGCUGGACAAACCAGUGCCAGCGAUCGUAAGACCACGUCGCCGAGUCGUGGGGUGGGGGACGGCAAGAAAGGCGGGGGCUUCAGGUGA